This is a messenger RNA of Osmerus eperlanus (European smelt), 3309 nucleotides long. It is a transcript of the gene cherp, whose product is annotated as calcium homeostasis endoplasmic reticulum protein. The record is from RefSeq and is a predicted model, not a curated record. Gene Ontology annotation, biological process: intracellular calcium ion homeostasis; RNA processing. NCBI's taxonomy places the organism in Eukaryota, Metazoa, Chordata, Actinopteri, Osmeriformes, Osmeridae. Gene Ontology annotation, molecular function: RNA binding. Gene Ontology annotation, cellular component: perinuclear region of cytoplasm.
UUUGACCCACACAAAGUACUUCCGGGGCUUCUGACGUCUCUGGAAAUGCUGUUGUAAUUGUUGGUGGUCACUGUUUUAGGCGGUAUAUCUCAACCCAGUUUUGUUCGUUCUAAUUUCGUACAUAAUUUGGGGUUCAGCGGGUACGCUGUAACCGAAAAAGACCAACAUGGAUAUCCCCACUCCACCUGAAGAUCAAGAACUGAGAAAUGUAAUUGACAAGCUGGCCCAGUUUGUGGCAAGGAACGGCCCGGAGUUUGAGAAGAUGACCAUGGAGAAACAGAAAGAUAACCCCAAGUUCUCCUUCCUGUUUGGGGGAGACUUCUUUGGCUAUUACAGGUGCAAGCUGGCAAUGGAACAAGGACAGCAUCCCUCUACCCUCGAUUGUGAAGAUUAUAAAGUGGAAGAUAUGUAUCAACCUCCUGGGAAGGAGGUCCUAGACGUCCCUCCACCAAUGGCCAUCCUGCCCCCGCCUCCCAUUCCACCUCCAGCCACGCCCUCUAUCGAUGACCUCAUCCAGCAGAGCCAGUGGAACCUCCAGCAGCAGGAACAACACUUGCUGACCCUUAGACAGGAGCAGGUGACGGCGGCCAUCGCCCUGGCCGUGGAGCAGCAGACCCAGAAGCUGCUGGUGGAGACGCAGCAGGACGUGACGGAGUUCGACAACCUGCUGCAGCUCAUCGACACCUGCACCAAGGACGCCAUCUCGGCCGGCAAGAACUGGAUGUUCACCAACGCCAAGUCCCCCCCGCACUGCGAGCUCAUGUGCUCUCACCUCCGCAACCGCAUCACCGCCGACUCCGCCCACUUCGAGCUGCGCCUGCACCUGAUCUACCUGACCAACGACGUCCUCCAUCACUGCCAGAGGAAGCACCAGAGAGACCUGCUGGCGGCGCUGCAGAAGGUGGUGGUGCCCAUCUACUGCACCAGCUUCCUGGCCGUGGAGGAAGACAAGCAGCAGAAGAUCACCAGGCUGCUGCAGCUGUGGGAGAAGAACGGCUACUUUGACGAGGUCACCAUCCAGCAGCUGAAGAGCCCCGCCCUGGGGCUGGGCCAGUACCAGGCCUCCCUGAUCACGGAGUACGCGGCGGUGGUCCAGCCCGUGCAGAUGGCCUUCCAGCAGCAGAUCCAGACCCUGAAGACCCAGCACGAGGAGUUUGUCUCCAACCUGAAGCAGCAGAGCAACAGCGGCGGCCCUCAGCUGGCCCCGCAGGACCCGGACGCCAAGACCGCCCCCCCCAUGGCCACGCAGCCUGGUGAAGGGAAGGCCCCCAUGUCGGGGCCCCCUCCGGGCGACUACGACGGGGCCCCCUCCAGACCCUCGGACCCCAACGCCAGCGGCCCCCCUGAGCACCCCUCCUCCAAAUCUGGCUGGUUUGACAACCAGCACAUGUCUGGCUGGAACCCGAACCAGCCGCCCCCCUUCGACCCCUCGCAGGCCCCCCCCCCCUGCCCCCCCUGGAACAGCCAUGAGGGCAUGUGGAACGAGCAGAGGGACUCCAGCUGGAGCGGGGGCCCACCCAGGGAGGGGGGCCCGUGGAGCGGACCGGGCCAGUCGGACGCGCCCCCGGCCUGGAACAACCAGUACGACCAGCCGCCCUGGAACAACCAGGGGCCCGACCAGCCCCCCUGGGGCCAGCGGGAGCCCCCGUUCCCCCCUCGCAUGCAGCGGCCCCCCCACUUCCGGGGGCCCUUCCCCCCACCGCACCAGCAGCCCCCGCCCUUCAACCAGCCGCCCCCCCCGCCGCACAACUUUGGGCGCUUCCCCCCCAGGUUCAUGCAGGACGACUUCCCCCCCAGGCACCACUUUGAGCGGCCGCCCUACCCCCCCCACCGCUUCGACUACCCCCAGGGAGAAUUCCAAGGAGACAUGGGCCCUCCCCCCCACCACCACCCCAGCCAGAGGCUGCCUCCUCCGGGCAUGGGGGCGGAGCACCCGCCGUGGGGGGGGAACCAGCACCAGGACUUCGGCCCGCCGCCUCACGGCUUCAACGGCCAGUCGCCCCACAUGAGGCGCCAGCCGCCGGCCCACGUGGCCCAGGACGACCCCAGCCUGGUGCCCAACGUGCCCUACUUCGACCUGCCCGCCGGCCUGAUGGCCCCCCUCGUCAAGUUGGAGGACCAUGACUACAAAGCUCUGGACCCCAAGGACAUCCGCCUGCCCCCCCCCAUGCCCCCCAGCGACCGCCUGCUGGCGGCGGUGGAGGCCUUCUACAGCCCCCCCUCCCACGACAGGCCCCGGAACAGCGAGGGCUGGGAGCAGAAUGGCCUGUACGAGUUCUUCAGAGCCAAGAUGAGAGCCAGGAGGAAAAAGGGACAGGAGAAACGCAACAGUACUCGUGGAGGCAGCAGGUCCAGGAGUCGCUCUCGGAGUCGGGGCAGGUCGUCCUCUCGCUCCUCCUCCAGGUCGUCCAAGUCCUCCCGCUCCUCCUCCAGGUCCCGCUCCUACUCCCGCUCCAGGAGCAGGUCCAGGUCUCGCUCGCGCUCCCGUUCCCGCUCGCGCUCCCCCGACAAGCGACGACACGCCUCCUCCUCCUCCACCGCUGUCGCCGCAGCCGCCUCCACUGCCUCCACUGCCUCCACCAAGACCCAGAGUGCUGCCUCCCCUCCCAGCACCUCAGGCCUGGGCUCGGCCCCCCCCUCCAACCUGCCUCCUGAACUCCGCCUGGGGGAGGAGAACAGGGGACACCAGCUGCUGAUGAAGAUGGGUUGGAGUGGCUCGGGGGGACUGGGGGUCAAGGAGCAGGGCAUCCAGGACCCCAUCAAGGGGGGCGACAUCCGGGACAAGUGGGACCAGUACAAGGGGGUGGGCGUGUCCCUGGACGACCCGUACGAGAACUACCGCAGGAACAAGAGCUACAACUUUGUGGCGCGCAUGAAGGCCCGGGAGGAAGGUAUGGCGGAGGGUCCGAUCAAUCGGGAAGCGCCGGAGGCCCCGCCCGCAGAGUGACGAGGAGCGUGAAGGGAUCUCUCCCCCCCCCCCCUCUCCACACAGUCGGAUUUGUAAACACAACAACUGUCCCGUUAGCAACUCCCCUACGAUCCAGGAAGUGGUUCUCUUUAAGCCUACGGGGGGGGGGGAGCCUACGGGGUUUUGAAUGUCGCCGUUUGUGUGUGUUUUAGUGUCAUUUGUUUUUGUUUUUCUGGUCAUCGGACAGUAUGUGAAAGAGCUGGAUCUAAUGACCGUGUUGUGCUCUCCUUUGUAUAAUAAUAAAACGGAAAACUCACGUUUGUCACAAGCCCUCAUUAUGGCAUAUAUGAAAGUUUCCUUUCACCUAACACCUUGUAGAGAAAUAAAUCACUUUCUUUUUA